Messenger RNA from Hypoxylon fragiforme, 3424 nucleotides. Its product is annotated as ARM repeat-containing protein. The record is from RefSeq and is a predicted model, not a curated record. Gene Ontology annotation, biological process: protein import into nucleus. Lineage: Eukaryota; Fungi; Ascomycota; Sordariomycetes; Xylariales; Hypoxylaceae. The coding region runs from base 91 to 3384 and encodes 1097 amino acids. Gene Ontology annotation, cellular component: nucleus; cytoplasm. Gene Ontology annotation, molecular function: nuclear import signal receptor activity; small GTPase binding. The transcript has 7 exons.
UAUCUUAUUAUUAUACCUCCCCCUUCUCAGGCCUCUUCCCUUUUUUUCUCAGACACCUCAGUUACCAAACCUAACAAUUACAAAUCCACCAUGUCGGUACUUCCGGCAGAAACCCACGCAGAGCUCACGCAGCUUCUGCAAGCUCUCCAGUCCCCAGACAAUUCCAUACGGUCCCAGGCGGAGGGGCACCUACAAAGCAACUGGACCAAUACUCGUCCCGAGAUCCUGUUGAUGGGCCUAGCUGAGCAGAUAGCGGCUUCGAACGAAACAUCACUCCGUUCUUUUGCCGCAGUUAUAUUUCGUCGAAUAGCUUCCAAGACUCGCAAGUCCGACAAAGGUGACAGCAUCGAGAUUUUCAUAUCUUUACCUACCGACCAGGCAUCUGUUAUCCGCCACAAACUCCUUGAGGCCUUAGCCAACGAGAGAGACCGCCUGGUCAGGAAUAAAAUCAGCGAUGCCGUUGCCGAUGUCGCGAGGCAAUACUCAGAAACUAGUGAGCAAUGGCCAGAGAUCUUGGCUGUUCUCUUCAACCUCAGUAUGGCGGCAGAUGCGGGCCAGCGCGAGACGGCCUAUCGUGUUUUUGCGACAACACCGGGUAUCAUAGAGAAGCAACAUGAGAGCGCGGUAUUGGAGGCCUUCAACAGAGGCUUCAAGGACGAUUCUGUCGCCGUUCGAUUAGCUGCUAUGGAGGCCUUCGCUUCCUUCUUCCGCAGCAUCCCUAAGAAAGUCCAACCCAAAUACUUCUCCCUACUCCCCGAUGUCCUCAACAUUCUACCUCCAAUCAAAGACUCGCACGACUCUGAGGAUCUCAGCAAGGCCCUUGUUGCCCUUAUCGAGCUAGCCGAGACCUCCCCUAAGAUGUUCCGGCCCUUAUUCCAUAACCUCGUUAUGUUCAGCAUCGGUGUGAUUCAAGAUAAGGAAUUAAAUGACCUCUGUCGCCAAAACGCGCUCGAGCUGAUGGCUACUUUUGCUGACUAUGCUCCAUCCAUAUGUCGAAAGGAUCCGUCCUACACGAACGAUAUGAUCACCCAAUGUCUAAGCUUGAUGACGGAUCUCGGCGAGGACGACGAUGACGCUGCCGAAUGGUUGACCUCUGACGAUCUCGAUCAAGAGGAGAGCGACCUCAACCACGUUGCUGGAGAACAAUGUAUGGACCGGUUAGCCAACAAACUCGGUGGCGAGACUAUCCUGGCGCCCACGUUUCACUGGCUCCCGAGGAUGAUGACUUCAAUGGCAUGGAAGGAUCGUCAUGCCGCUCUUAUGGCCAUCUCUGCCAUUUCCGAAGGUUGUCGCGAUCUUAUGAUCAAGGAAUUAAGCCAAGUCCUUGAGCUAGUGGUCCCAGCAUUGAAAGACCCCCACCCGAGAGUUCGCUGGGCCGGAUGUCAAGCCCUCGGCCAAAUGAGUACUGAUUUUGCGCCAACGAUGCAAAAGGAAUAUUACGAUAUUAUUUUGACGACCAUUGUUCCUGUUCUUGACUCCCCUGAAGGCCGUGUUAAAGCUCAUGCCGCUGCCGCGCUAGUCAAUUUUUGCGAGGAGGCGGAAAAGAGUAUUCUUGAGCCCUAUCUCGAUGACUUGCUCUCUCACCUUUUCCAGCUACUCCAAAAUGAGAAGCGCUACGUUCAAGAGCAGGCUCUCUCUACAAUUGCUACGAUCGCCGACGCCGCCGAAGCCGCCUUUUCUAAGUAUUAUGAUACGCUGAUGCCUUUGCUUGUCAAUGUGCUGCAGCAAGAGACUGAGAAGGAGUACCGUCUGCUUCGCGCGAAGGCUAUGGAAUGUGCGACUUUAAUUGCAUUGGCUGUAGGCAAGGAACGUCUCGGGAGGGACGCGAUGACUUUGGUCGACCUUCUUGCCAACAUUCAAGCUAAUAUUACCGACGCCGAUGACCCUCAGUCGCAGUAUCUCAUGCACUGCUGGGGGCGUAUGUGCAGGGUCAUGGGCCCAGACUUUUUACGCUUCCUACCGAAUGUUAUGCCUCCUCUAGUUGAGUUGGCUAGCGCUAAGGCUGAUAUUCAACUGCUAGAUACGGAUGAUGAAAUCGAGCAAAUUCAGCAGGAGGAUGGAUGGGAGUUGGUGCCGCUCAAGGGUAAGAUGAUUGGAAUCAGGACUAGCACGAUGGACGACAAGCAUAUGGCAAUUGAAUUGCUGGUGGUUUAUGCUCAGACUCUAGAAGGACAUUUUGCCCCUUAUGUCGCCGAAACGAUGGAGAAGAUUGCGUUGCCUGGCCUGGCAUUCUUCUUCCACGACCCCGUUCGGUUCAUAUCGGCCAAGCUUGUACCCCAACUUCUUAGCUCGUAUAAAAAGGCCUAUGGACCCGAGUCCAAUGAACUAAGGGGCCUAUGGGCUGGCACGGUUGAAAAGCUACUAGAGGUACUGACUGCUGAACCCGCCAUUGACGCCUUGGCUGAGAUGUACCAAUGCUUUUACGAGUCGGUCGAGGUGGUUGGGAAGGACUGCCUGAGCCAACAGCAUAUGAGCAAGUUUAUCGACGGAGUCCAUUCGGCUGUGGAGGAUUACAGAGACCGCGUCAUUCGGCGCGAGGAGGAGAAAGAAGGAGCAGCAGCCGAAGACGCCGAGGACGAAGCCGAAGAGCUUAUGCUUGCCAUUGAGGAUGACCAAACAUUGUUGUCCGAUAUGAACAAGGCAUUCCACUCCAUUUUCAAGAACCAUGGCUCUGCUUUCCUCCAACCAUGGGAGCGUCUCAUGGGUACUUACCAAAGUUUUCUCACGUCGGCAGAUCCUACACAGCGCCAGUGGGGGUUGUGUAUCAUGGAUGAUGUUUUGGAAUACUGCGGUCCGGACAGCGUCCGAUAUGCGCAAGCUAUUAGCACCGCUCUUCUUGAAGGCUGCAAGGACCCUUCUGCUGCAAUCCGGCAAGCCGCGGCGUAUGGCAUCGGUGUGGCCGCUCAUCGUGGUGGGGCCCCGUGGUCUCAAUUCCUAGCCACUUCGAUACCUUACCUAUUUCAAGCCACCCAAAUACCGGAUUCUCGUGGCGAGGAAGCUGUUUAUGCCACUGAGAACGCCUGCGCAGCUAUUGCAAAGAUACUUCAUUUCAACAAACAAAGCCUACAAGAUGAACAGGCCAUUGCAACCCAAUGGGUUAACACUCUACCCGUUACCAAUGACGAGGAAGCAGCCCCAUAUGCCUAUGGCUAUCUGGUGGAGUUGAUUGAGCAGCAAAAUCCAGCAGUACUUAGCCAAGUGGACAAGGUGUUUGUGUACGUGGGCCAGGCUCUCGAAGCUGAGAUGCUCCAUGGGCAGCUUAGUGCACGUGUUGCCAGAGCUGUCCGAAUACUUCUACAGUCAGCAGGUGUAGAUCCCACGCCACUGUUGCAACAACAUUUCACGCCGGAAGGGCAGCAGGCUAUCACGCGUCACUUUGCAUAGACGGAGUGUGAUGAUGCGCAUGAGCCGCCGUGACCUGGCU